Coregonus clupeaformis (lake whitefish) is the source of this 2519-nucleotide messenger RNA. RefSeq names its product PHD finger protein 19-like. Bases 184 to 1887 code for a protein of 567 amino acids. Gene Ontology annotation, molecular function: chromatin binding; DNA binding. The transcript has 15 exons. The record is from RefSeq and is a predicted model, not a curated record. Gene Ontology annotation, cellular component: nucleus. Lineage: Eukaryota; Metazoa; Chordata; Actinopteri; Salmoniformes; Salmonidae. Gene Ontology annotation, biological process: chromatin organization; regulation of DNA-templated transcription.
GUAAAAAAUGGCGACUAGCAUAGUUUGAACUUCAGCGCCUGUACACAUAUUUGCAAGAAGAGACAACUCCUCGCUAAUGGAACGUUACUCAACAGCAGCAACAUUAUUUCGAGUUUUAUCGAACCUGGAUUGGAAGUUUAUCAAGGCGGAAGUGUGGUAGUGUGUGGACAGCCCAGCUGCAGCAUGUUGGAGUCAGCCUACAGAGAUGACUUCUGCAGUGUGGAGCCGAAGAAGGGGCUGGAGGCCAAGCGUUUACCCCAGAAGAGGGAGAGGGAGCAGAGUUUCACAGACCUGGAGAGCAGCCUGACCGUGGGCCAGUAUGUCCUGUGUCGCUGGUCUGAUGGCCUAUACUACCUGGGGAAGAUCCAGAGAGUGAGUACCUCCAAGCAGAGCUGCUUUGUUACUUUUGAAGAUAAUUCAAAAUUCUGGGUUCUCUGGAAAGACAUCCAACAUGCUGGAGUUCCGGGGGAGGAACCCAAAUGCUCGGUUUGUUCUGAAAUGGUGCUGGUGUCCGACAAUGAGAUCCUGAUAUGUGGGAAAUGUGGAAUAGGUUACCACCAGCAGUGCCACCUGCCAGAGGUGGAGAGCUCAAUGGAUUUGUCACCAUGGUUUUGCAGGAGGUGCAUCUUUGCUUUAGCUGUGCGGAAAGGGGGAGCUCUCAAAAAGGGCCCUAUAGCAAAAGCACUGCAGGCCAUGAAGCAGGUGCUUACCUACAACCCAGAAGAGCUGGAGUGGGAUUCUCAGCACCGCACAAAUCCCCAACAGUGUUAUUGCUACUGUGGAGGACCUGGGGAGUGGUACUUGAAGAUGCUGCAGUGUUUUCGGUGUGAACAGUGGUUCCAUGAGGCCUGUAUCCAAUGCCUACAGGAGUCCAUGAUGUUUGGAGAUAGGUUUUACUUGUUCAUCUGUUCCGUGUGUAAUAAAGGAGUGGAGUACAUUAAGCGCCUGGCCCUCCGAUGGGUGGACGUGGUGCACUUGGCUCUUUACAACCUGGGAGUCCAGAAUAAGAAGAAGUACUUUGAGCUGGAGGAAAUCCUCAACUUUGUCAGCAACAACUGGGAGCAUUUCCAUUUGGGCAAGCUCUCCAAUACUCCUCCAACAGAAAGAGGCCAAUAUCUCCUUGAUGCUCUGAACAACUACAAGAGCAAGUUUCUUUGUGGGAAGGAGAUCAAGAAGAGGAAAUGCAUCUUCCGCCUGAGGACCCGCGUUCCCCCCAACCCUCCCUCCAAACUCUUUCCCGAGAGGUCCCAAAACGAUGGAUGGAGAGGACGAAAGAAAGGCGCAGACAGGAACAGCUCUCUCCCGGCAGAGAAAAGGAGGAAGAAAAGGUCAAAAUGGCUGCUGGAGGACGCCAUUCCCAAUAAUGACCUGACCUCAGCCUGGAGCACCAACCAUCACAUGGCCAACAUCUUUGACUUCACAUUGGACGAGUUACAAAGCCUCAAAAGUACCAGCUCAGGACAGACCUUCAGUCUGGACCUGGACUCCACAGACGCUGCCAGCACCUCUGGAUCCGCCACCACCAGUGUCUCCUACGACUUCAGGAAGAAUGUUGGCAGUCGUAAGAGGAAGCUGCCCACCUCUAACUACACGGUGCUGGCCACUAAAAAGGAGGUGGUGGAGAGCGAGCUGAGCCCCAUGGAGCUGAGCCUACCAGGAGAGGAGGCCGCCUCCGCGAUGCUGGACAACGCGAUCGACAGCCACACCUUCGACAGCAUCAGCGAGGAUGACUCCUCCCUCUCCCACCUCAAGUCGUCCAUCACCAGCUACUUUGGGGCGGCAGGGCGGCUAACCUGCGGAGAGAAGUACCAGGUGCUGGCCCGCCGGGUCACGCCGGAGGGGAAGGUGCAGUAUCUGGUGGAGUGGGAGGGCACCACGCCCUACUGACCCAGACGGCCAGACUGGCUGGCUGCUGCAGUAAGCAGGAAGAGGAAGGGGGAGUAAUAGACAAGAUCGGCCUAGCAAGGCCUACCUAGUUGUACUCAUUUAAUUUUUCAUGUUACUUUCUCUUGCUCUACAGUACUAUCUCUAUUUCAGUAUAUAAUAUUACAAGUUAAAAAUGGUCGUAAGUUUCUCUUCCCCCAUAGCUAAACUGUUAAAAAAAAAAAAAAAAAAAAACUUUUCAUUUGUAAUUCAACCGGAAAACAUUUCAAGUAUUGAACAGAAACGUAAAGAUUGAGUACGUAAUUUUUGGGGGUAUAUUGAACCAAUUUGGUAGCGUCCUCUUGAGCAUCUUGAAUAGUAACACAGCCUAAAAAACUGUGUGCCGGAUGCUAGUUUGAGUAGAAGGUUUGUGAUGGUAAAGAUUACGAAAGAGUUGGCUGAGAGUUCCAAGAAAGAACAAUACCACUGAUUCUAAAGGAUGGGAGCAAAACUGUUGAAAGAGCACUACUAAAAUGGGCUAUGUGUCCCUAAAUUCUAAACAUUUUGCCUUGGCUUAUGCCGUGUUCUUAUGCUAUCUGAGUGACUCAAACAUACAAAAUCAAUGGGGUCCCCAUUAAAUGUUUUAUUCUACCUGA